This is a messenger RNA of Pestalotiopsis fici W106-1, 2085 nucleotides long. RefSeq lists its product as uncharacterized. Lineage: Eukaryota; Fungi; Ascomycota; Sordariomycetes; Amphisphaeriales; Sporocadaceae. The record is from RefSeq and is a predicted model, not a curated record. The transcript has 8 exons. The coding region runs from base 1 to 2085 and encodes 694 amino acids.
AUGUCGACUCGUGUAGGUUCCUCGCUGAGGAGCUCUACGCUCAGAAUUGCUGCGCCAUGGUUACUGUUGAUGGCCCCGGGCUGCUUAGGUAUUCAGCUCUUUGACAGCACCAGUGCAGUUCCUUCUUCCAUUCCUGCAGACUGUGCUACUGCCUUGACAGCGAACAUCACCUGCGAAGUGCUCGUCUCCGCGGCGUCCGUUUCCAACCAACAAUACAUCGAUGUAGCAACUCUGGAUUCAUUAUGCACAACGACAUGCUCGCAGUCGCUGCUUUCGUUCCAACAAGAUGUGGAGAGCACAUGCGGAUCAGCCCCUUACGCCUUUGACGAGACCAGAAACCAGACUAUAUCCUCCGUCGUGGAUCCGCUGGUAUGGGCUUACAAUGUUGCAUGCCUAUCGAGCAGCAAUACAUUCUGCUACCCGGCAGUCCUAAACGCGUCCAGUGGUCUGACGGAAUGCUCAGACUGCUUGCUCCAGUAUGAGGCAGCCAUGCUGAACUCUGACUAUGGAAGAGUUAGAUUUGACCCAGACUCCUUCUCCACGCAGUUGUCGUCGUGCGGCAUUGCGGCGACGAGCUACCCCUAUACUGACCCCCCAGCAACGAGCACGACAGCCACAGGCACAAGCACCACGACAGCGCCAACUCAAACUUGCACCGGAACGAGCUACGUUGUUCAGUCAAGCGACACCUGUGGCUCCAUUGCCCAGGCAAACUCUAUAGCCACGGAUCGCUUUUUGAGCGAGAACAGUCUGGAUUACAACUGCACAACCCUCAAGACGGGAAACACUGUCUGUCUAGGAGCUAGCUGCGCGCUUUACGAGGUCCAACCCAAUGAUACUUGCGAUUCUAUCCUGGCAGAUGAAACCUUUUACCUGACACAGUUGCUAUCAUGGAACCCUACUAUCUAUGCCGAUUGUAGCAAUUUGGAUUCCAUGGUCGGCAGGGAAAUCUGCAUAUCACCGCCAGGCUCCACUACCUGGGAUGUUCAGCCACAGAACAUUACAACGAGCUGGAACGUAACAUUUGUGAUGCCGACGACUGUCUUCACCACUCUCCCAGAGCAGACGUCAGUUCCUACCUACAACACCACCUAUCUGGCACCGACAACACCCAUAAACAUUACCACGAUCACGGCAACAGCCGAUCCUACUGCCAUUGAAUCCUAUGUUUCCUUGCUGGUCUACUGUCCCAUAUCAUAUAAUGACACGAUGGACGGGUGGACCAUUCCUGACCUGCCUGACACCUGCGCCGACGCCUUGUCAUCUUACUGCCAACCACCGGCUGACGCGACAAUGCCGCCCAGUACCAGUUUCGACGCGACCUGUUACCCGAGCUACUGGGACAAUCUAGCCACAGCCACAGGCACAUCGGUGGCAACAACGACGACAACGAGCGGUCCACCCGGGCCCACACAGACUGGUGUCGCUAGUGACUGUGAUGCGUGGUAUGUCGUUCAAGACAACGACUCAUGUUCAGGGAUCGUGGAGAUGUACGGAAAUUUCACGCUGGACCAGUUCUACAGUUGGAACCCGGCCGUUGGAUCAAGCUGUCAGUACUUGGGCGUUGGCUACGCCGUGUGUAUUGGCAUAUCUGAUGGGUCCACGUCGUCAACUACAGGAACCACAAUCAGCGCCACCGCGACGACAACCACCAGCAGUGCCCCCUCCCCCAUCAUGCCAAGCACAGACCCCAGCUGUACCAGCUACUACUAUGUACAGAACGGCGACUCCUGUUAUGACAUUGAGCAGGAAUAUGAUAUUACUGCUGAUGAGUUCAACAAGUGGAAUCCGUACAUCGGAUCGGACUGUGCCAACCUAUGGGCGAGCGAAUACAUCUGCGUCGGCGCACCCGCGACCGGCACGCCCUCUACGGCGAUGACGGCAACCCAAACGGCGACGUCAACGGCAACUGCGCCUUCCCCAUUGGAACCAAGCACGGUAUCUGACUGUACGGCGUACCACUACGUUGUAUCUGGCGACUCGUGCUUUGACAUCGAGCAGCAGUACGACAUCACCGCGGACCAGGUAAAGGCCCCUGUCCCCAUGAUCCUCUUUGCGAUGUGGGAAGAAACUGAUCGUGUUUAG